AUGGUGAUUUUGGUUAAACUUGAACUCAUGUUGUUACUCUCUAUGACUCUGAUUUUAGUAGCAGGAGCAACAUUGAAAUCGGGAGCUCAUCACAUUUUCGACGUAAAGAGCUUUGGUGCGUCUGCUGAUGGUGUUACUGAUGACACUUAUGCUUUUAAGGCAGCAUGGCAAAAGGCAUGUAACUACACAGGUAAACCCAUGAUUGUUGUACCAUAAGGGGUAUAUCUAAUCGGUCCUAUCCGAUUCUCUGGUCCCUGCCGGUAUUCGUCUUCCUUAGUUCUUAACAUCAAGGGUUACUUGAAGGCUACCACUGAUCUUUCCAGAUACAAACACAAUGGUGGCGGUUGGCUGGAAUUUAGAUGGAUGAAGGGGCUCAUUUUGAGAGGAGGGGGAACUUUAGAUGGUCAAGGUCUCGCCGCCUGGCCCUUCAACAACUGCUCUGUUAACCCAAAUUGCCAUCUACUUCCAAUGAACUUGAAGUUUGUGGGUAUGAAUAAAACUACGAUACGAGGCAUCACAUCCUUGAAUAGCAAGUUCUUUCAUAUAGCUCUUGUAGGCUGCAGAAACUUUAAAGGCAGUCAUCUUAACAUCUCGGCCCCAGAAACCAGUCCAAAUACAGAUGGUAUCCAUAUUGAGCGCAGCUCUUCUGUCUACUUCUCAAGCUCAUUCAUUGGUACCGGUGACGAUUGCAUUUCUGUUGGACAAGGGAAUUCUCAUGUAGCUAUCACAAGCAUCACUUGUGGCCCUGGUCAUGGCAUCAGUGUUGGAAGCUUGGGAAAAUAUCCAAAUGAAGAAGAUGUAAGCGGGCUUGUGGUGAGAGAUUGUAUCAUGAAAGGAACCAUGAAUGGGAUAAGGAUCAAAACAUGGCCAAACUCUACAGGCCGAAGCGCAGCUAAAAACAUGACAUUUGAAAACAUUUUAAUGGACAACGUUACAAAUCCCAUCAUAAUUGAUCAGACCUAUUGUCCCUCACAUUCUUGUACUUCCUUGGCACCAUCUAGAGUAAAGCUAAGCGACAUAUAUUUCAAGAACAUAAGAGGGACAUCAUCUUCAGCCGUAGCAGUGACACUAGAGUGCAGCAAAGGGAUGCCAUGCCAGAAUGUAUACAUGCAGGAUGUGCAUUUGGAAACGGCCAGACAUCUACAUAAACGUGCCACGUCGUUAUGUAAACAUGUUCAAGUCAAAUACAUUGGCACUCAGCUCCCUCCACCAUGUCAACUUAACUGACAUACAUCUCUGCUAAUUACCUGUUGAGUAAUAGCUUGUUUCCAUUUCAUUUGAGUAUUGAUGUACAUUUUUCAAAAAAACA
Messenger RNA from Erigeron canadensis, 1309 nucleotides. RefSeq names its product exopolygalacturonase. The record is from RefSeq and is a predicted model, not a curated record. NCBI's taxonomy places the organism in Eukaryota, Viridiplantae, Streptophyta, Magnoliopsida, Asterales, Asteraceae. Gene Ontology annotation, molecular function: polygalacturonase activity. Gene Ontology annotation, biological process: carbohydrate metabolic process. The transcript has 6 exons.